GUCGUCACGGCACAGCGCCCCGCCCCCAGAUAACCCCCUUCCGCCAUUUUGAGCUGCUCAUGUUCAUUGUUUGUGUUGGUUGCCUAGGUCUUGCUGUUUCGCUAUUCUAGAUACUUCAACUAUUCUAGAAUGCCCGGAACACACUGCUGUGUAAGAAACUGCUUCAGUUCCACACACGACUACCGUGGAAAGCGUAGGGACCACGUGUUACGCUUUUUUCGUAUCCCUACGUGGAAAAAGCACGAAGGCGAGCAUGUGUCCGACGUGACGAGGAGACGUCGGAUGUCUUGGGUGGCUGCAAUUAGGAGAAAGGACAUUACUUUCGACCGCAUCUCCCAGUCGAUGAGAGUGUGUUCUCUGCAUUUCCAUUCGGGUAAACCAUCAUAUGAGAUGUUGGAGAACCACCCUGACUGGAAACCAUCUUUGCGGUUAGGCCACAGUGAUGUUAAGAAAACCGAUGAAGCGAGAUUUCAGCGGCUAGUAAAGCGCAGGACCCAGCACCAGGAGCAGCUGUUGCUGCCGCCGCAGCACCUGGAGCAGCCGCCAUGCCCAGCGCAGCACCCGGAGCAAGCACCGCCGCUGGUACAGCAUCAGGAGCAGCCGCCAUGCCCAGCGCAGGAGCAAGCGCCGCCGUCGGCACAGCAACCGCACCAGGAGCCGGCACAGGAAUGUGCACUUUGCCCAUAUAGACGAGAUGUUAUCAACAGUCUUUUGGAGGAAAACCGAAAGCUGAAGGAGGAGCUCGAAGAGUACCGGAUGAACGAGAACUUUCUGAGCGGUGACGAUAACAGAGUGAAGUAUUACACGGGACUCCCAAAUUAUUUAACGUUUCAGACACUUUUACUCAGUCUCACGCCAUAUCUGCCUCAGGGCAGGUUGAAGAAGCUCUCCCCCUUCCAGCUAGUCCUGUUGACUCUCAUGCGCCUCAGACUGGACCUGCCAAUACAGCACCUCGGCCGUCUGCUUCGGGUGCACAGGACGACCGCCAGCGAUGCCUUUCACCAUACUCUCAGCGUGAUGUACUCCCGGCUGUCUCCGUUGGUGUACUGGCCAAGCAGAGAGAGUUUAAUGGCCAGUAUGCCGCACAAGUUUGUGGAAUCGUUCGGGGGAAAUGCGGCCGCCAUCGUGGACUGUUUUGAGGUUUUCAUCGAAAAACCCUCAAACGCACUCGCAAGGGCACAGACCUUUUCUCAGCAUAAACACGCGCACACCAUGAAAUACCUCAUUGUGGUUACACCCCAGGGUGUAAUUUCUUUCAUAUCCGAAGGGUGGGGUGGGCACGCGAGUGACAAACAUAUAACGGAGCAAAGUGGUUUCCUGGACAAGCUGAUGCCAGGUGACGUUGUGCUGACCGAUCGGGGAUUUGACAUCGGGGAAAGUGUGGGUAUGAUGUGCGCUGAGGUUAAGGUACCUCCAAGGGGCCGUGCACAGCUGGAGGCGAGAGACGUGGAGGAGGCUGGGGCCACGGCACAUCUCAGGAUUCACGUGGAGAGGAUGAUUGGUGUCGUGCAGAACGCAUUUAAAUUCUUACGCUCAACUGUACCUGUGAACAUGCUUCUCAAAUGUGAAGGUGAAAACGUAAUGGCGUUGGACAAGAUCGUCACCGUUUGCUGUGCCUUGACAAAUAUGUGCCCAAGUGUCGUCUGAGUGCGGACUUUGUUUUGUUUCUAAUCUACUGCGAAAUGACAGCUGAAAUACAUUCUUGAAACAACUUUA
This is a messenger RNA of Perca flavescens (yellow perch), 1716 nucleotides long. RefSeq lists its product as uncharacterized. The record is from RefSeq and is a predicted model, not a curated record. NCBI's taxonomy places the organism in Eukaryota, Metazoa, Chordata, Actinopteri, Perciformes, Percidae. The coding region runs from base 130 to 1647 and encodes 505 amino acids. The transcript is spliced from 2 exons.